Anguilla rostrata (American eel) is the source of this 1047-nucleotide messenger RNA. It is a transcript of the gene trh, whose product is annotated as thyrotropin-releasing hormone. Lineage: Eukaryota; Metazoa; Chordata; Actinopteri; Anguilliformes; Anguillidae. Gene Ontology annotation, cellular component: extracellular region; secretory granule. The transcript is spliced from 3 exons. The record is from RefSeq and is a predicted model, not a curated record. Gene Ontology annotation, biological process: eating behavior; positive regulation of insulin secretion; histamine metabolic process. Gene Ontology annotation, molecular function: thyrotropin-releasing hormone activity. The coding region runs from base 175 to 963 and encodes 262 amino acids.
UUAAGAGGCACUACAUAUCGGCAUCUAACUUCACAACCGAUCCGAACAGGUCAGCCAUCGGAAUCAAACAGAAAAACUUUAGCCUGCCUGCCGUCAUUUCAAGAAGAAGUUCAUUUUAAACCUAAGCUACAUCCGUAUUUCACCUAACGGAAAACAAAAGGCACCCAUUUCGCCAUGAAGCCCGCGUGCCUGGUCCUCCUUGCCUCUUUGACGGUUUGCAAUCUCACCAUGAAUCUAGGACAAAACAUCUCUGAAGAGGAUAAUGUGGAGAACCGAGCAACUUUGGAUGAAAUGCUUCAGAGAGCGGACAAUCUAUUACUCAGAUCUAUACUUAAAAAGAUAGGGGAAGACGAAAGCACAAACGAACUGAUCUCCUCUCAACAGGAGUGGAUCGCUAAGAGGCAGCAUCCGGGAAAGAGAUACCAAGAUGAAAUAGAAAAGCGGCAACAUCCUGGAAAACGUGGGGAGGACGAGGUCGAGGAUUACGCCGAUCUCCAGAAAAGGCAACAUCCAGGGAAGCGAGAGGAUGAGAUGGACAAUUACGUGGAGUUGCAAAGGCGGCAGCACCCGGGUAAGCGUUCACCGCUGGAACAGUUACCAGACAAUUCUGGCACCCAGGCGGCGUACCUGGUAGAGCUUUCCAAAAGGCAGCAUCCAGGUAAACGCUACCUGAUGUACAAGAAACGUCAGCACCCGGGCAGACGUGAGCUCGGGGAGGAGAUGGACUCAGGUGAGCUGCCGGAUUUGGAGAAGCGUCAGCACCCCGGAAAACGCUUUGUGGAUAACACGAGUCCCGAUUUCGCCCCCAACGAUCCAUGUGGCCCCAGUGAUCCAGGGAGCUGCAGCAAAGCAAGCUUGUUGCUGGAGUUGCUGGACAACGCAACCAAGAGCCGAGCCGAAGAGAAGAGACAACAUCCAGGAAAAAGGUUCGCUUAUGAAGAAGACUUGAUGGAACGGGAGUAGAAAGGGGAGAGCGAAUGUAUAACUUUAAUGUAAAGAUCUGAAUAUAUCAUCUUAAUAACUAUAAUAAAGAUUAUUUCACAAUUA